Molecule: messenger RNA, 2480 nt
Organism: Purpureocillium takamizusanense
Lineage: Eukaryota; Fungi; Ascomycota; Sordariomycetes; Hypocreales; Ophiocordycipitaceae
Exons: 2
Coding region: 46-2037 (663 amino acids)
Biological process (GO): fatty acid metabolic process
Molecular function (GO): medium-chain fatty acid-CoA ligase activity
Source: RefSeq, a predicted model, not a curated record
GCCGUUGCCGUGUCGUCGUGUCGGGGGCGAGGGCAGGCGAGGUUCAUGGGCACCGAGGGGCUGAGCAUACGCCGUGGGCCGAGCGAGCCAGCUCUCUACCCCGGCACCAUCCCGGAGCACUUUGCCGCCACCGUCGCGCGGCACGCCGACCGGCCCGCCGUCAUUGCGCGCGCGCCCGUCGCCGCCAUAGCCUCGACUCCCGCUCACCAGCAGCAGCAGCAGCAGCAGCAGCAGCACGAUGUGGAGGAGACGGUCCUCACGUACCGCGGCCUCGACCUCCUCUCCAACCGGCUCGCCGCCUCGCUGGCGGCGCUCGGCGUGCGCAAGGGCGACCGCGUGGCCGUCUCGCUCGGCAACGGGCCCGAGUUCGCCGCGCUCAGCUACGCCGCCUUCAAGCUCGGCGCCGUCCUCGUGCCCCUGAACCCGAGCUUCAACGCCGCCCAGGUCUGCGCCGCCCUCGCCCACCUCGGCGCCGAGCUGCUCGUCAUCGGCGCCGUCACCGACCUCGCCUACAAGCCGGGCAACGGGCGCAGCAACGAGGAACUGCUCGCCGCCGUCGUGGCGGGUGGUGACGGAGGAGGGGGCGGUUUACGCGCGGGUGGCCCCCUGCGAAGCGCCGCCGUGCCCUCGCUGAGGCACGUCGUCGUCGUCGACAACAGGGCCUACCACCCCAACGUCACAUUCCCGCUCGAGGCGUGCCCCGCGCUGACGCCGUACGCGGCGCUGCUCGCGGGCUCCGACGCGCCCGUGACGCCCUCGGAGCUGCUCCUCCCGUCCGACACCAUCAACAUCCAGUUCACGUCGGGCACCACGUCGACGCCCAAGGCGGCCAUGCUGGCGCACUCGUCCAUCCUCAACAACGGGGCGUUCAUCGCCCACCGCAUGGGCCUCGAUCCGGGCGACCGCGUCGUGGUGCCGCCCCCGCUCUUCCACUGCUUCGGCUCCGUGCUCGGCUACAUGGCCACGGCCACGACGGGCGCCGCCCUGCUGUUCCCCAGCCCGGCCUUUGACCCCGUCGCCACGCUGCGCAUGUGCCUCGACCGCGACGCCACCGGCCUCUACGGCGUCAGCACCAUGCUCGUCGCCGUCCUCGAGGCCCUCGACGCCGGCCUCGUCCGCGGCGGCGCCGCCCCGCGCAGCCUCCGCAAGGGCAUCGUCGCCGGCAGCAGCGUCCCCGAGGCCCUCAUGCGCCGCAUCUACCAGCGCCUCGGCCUCGAGGACCUCGUCAUCUGCUACGGCAUGACCGAGACCAGCCCCGUCAACUGCAUGACCACGCCCUCCGACCCCUUCGCCAAGCGCACCUCGUCCGUCGGCCGCCCCAUGCCCCAUACCACCGUCAAGAUCGUCGACCCCACGGACCGCUCCCGCAUCCUGCCCCUCAACACGCGCGGCGAGCUCGCCGCCUCGGGCUACCUCGUCAUGAAGGGCUACUACGGCGAUCCGGAGCGCACCGCCGAGGUCCGCAUCGAGGAGCCCCAUCACCCGGGCCUCCCGACCGACAACGCCGAUACCGCCACCCCGGGCAAGAAGUCGCCCGGCGGCACCACCGUCUGGAUGUACUCGGGUGACGAGGCCGAGAUGGAUGCCGACGGCUACGUCACCAUCACCGGCCGCAUCAAGGACCUCAUCAUCCGCGGCGGCGAGAACAUCCACCCCCUCGAGGUCGAAAACUGCCUCUUCCAGCUUCCCGGCGUCAAGGAGGUCUCCGUCGUGGGCGUCCCCGACGAACGCCUCGGCGAGAGCGUCGCCGCCUUUGUCAUCCCUCGCCGCGACUGGGUCACCGCCGACACCGACGCCAACGCAACCGACCAGCAGCAGCAGCAGCAGCAGGAGGGCGGUCCCCAAGUCCUGACAAAGGACGCCGUCCGCUCCUGGGUGCGCGCCAAGCUCUCGAGCCACCUCGUCCCCAAGCACGUCUUCUGGGUCGACGAGUAUCCCAAGACAGCCAGCGGCAAGAUCCAAAAGUUCAAGCUGCGUGACAUGGCCGUCGAGGCUCUGAAGGCUGCCGCCGCCGCCGGCGGCUCGGUCAAGGCAUAGUAGAUAGGGAAAGCGUCAACGAUAUAUGAUUGACUUUUUAUAGCCUCCAGGUGUCAAUAUAGCGGUCCGGCUUGGAUGGCAUUCCUGCCAUAUUUUCAACUAUCAUGCAUGCCCAUUUCGACGCUGAGGAACACGUGUAUCCUCACGGCCAACGCACGGCUGUCACUGAGGCAUCGUCGAUCAAAUCAUAGGAGCAGCGGCUCGGCCGCCGCUUAUUCGUUAACAAUGAUGAACCCAGUCCAGCCAGAACCCAGUCAGUGAUCGCCUCAGCAAAUGGGCUCGCUCUCGGCCCACUGCCAGCAAUCAAACAAGCCUUUCAAGUCGGCCGUAUCGUCUCUAAGGGGCAUCGCCUCUAUGCGUCAGGAAAUCUCAGACCGCGAAAGCACGCCAGCCCCGGCUGCCACGCGGGGGCCUGACCCAAGUAAAGCACGAAGCAUGGGGGG